GAAUUCCAUUUGUGUCGAGUUUUGUUUUUAUGGUUAGAAUUUGGAAAAUUUGAUUACACUUUCAAAAAUCAAAGUAUCUGUUUUAUAAAAACAAAAGUAAUUGUUGCUAUUGUUAUUCAAUAAUGCUUGCAAAUGCUUCUAUUAAAAACGAAUGUUUGAAACCGUCCUUGCGUUCUUCUAAUGAUUCAUCACUUGUGAUUUCUACAAGUGCAAAUAGAAGUGUAUGUUAUAACACUUUUUCAACUACUACUCACUGUAUAAUUCCGGCAAUAGACUCUGCGACGGUCACUACGAACAAAAACUUAUCCUCCAAAAGUAACAAGUUAAGGGAAACUAUCGAAAUGGAUCAUUGCUAUGCAAGACCCUUAAACUGGACCGCUGAGUCUUCAUUUUUUCAACCAACAAAAGUUUUGUUUAUGACACCGGAGGAGUUAAAUCUUAUAAAAUCCAAAAAUCCUUUGGCACCGCAGCUGACUGAUGACACUGAUGAUCUUAUUGAUGUUGAAUCAGUACCUGCAGACCUACCAGAACAAUAUGAUAAAGAAAAAGGAAUUUCUCUUAUGGAAGAAUGUAAUCGACAUGCUUCAUAUGCUCGUUCUGAUGAUGGAAAUGAUAACUGGGAGGACACAAUUUCAAAAACAAAUUGGACAUUUUCACAAAACCUACUAUUUAAUGGUAUGGUGAAAAUAUUAAAUAGCGAUCGCCUUGCACGAUUGGCACAUACUAGUGCAUAUCACGAACCAAUCUUACGCCGUAUUGCAAUUGAUAAGGCUGUAAAACGAGUGAGAUAUUUGUUUGCUACCGUUUCGUGGAAUUCUAGGUUAACACAAUGGCUUCAUCAACUACUACUGGAUAAUCUAACUACGUCUUAUCUUGGGGCAUAUUUUGAUAUUUUGCAGACAUUGAAAUCAAAACUUCCUGUAUUUGUGGAUAAAAUGAUGUUUGGUCCAAAUGCGAAUAGCCGAGUUGGCGCGACAAGUAACGAAAGCCUGUUUCACUUGCUAAAACGACCAUGGGACCCUUUCGUUAGCAGUCUUGUACAAACUAGGCCUCGAAAAUUACCCGGAAAUCCGAUUGUUGUCAUCGUACCUUCGUCUCCCAGUAUUUCUAAUCCUAAUCAGCUUAAAAGGCAACAUAAAUGGAUCACAUUGUUGUCAAAUUUAUGUACAGUCGUCGCAGUUCACACCAACAUGGGUAAUUAAUUAUAAACAGAUUUUCAAGCUCAUCUA
Molecule: messenger RNA, 1229 nt
Organism: Photinus pyralis (common eastern firefly)
Lineage: Eukaryota; Metazoa; Arthropoda; Insecta; Coleoptera; Lampyridae
Product: KAT8 regulatory NSL complex subunit 3-like
Exons: 4
Coding region: 123-1202 (359 amino acids)
Biological process (GO): positive regulation of transcription by RNA polymerase II
Cellular component (GO): NSL complex
Source: RefSeq, a predicted model, not a curated record